AUGCCUCUCGUUGCAGCAGCACCUACCCCGCGCGUCAUCCUGGGGUUGAUGACAUUCGGCACCGACGAGGCCACCGGCGCCCGCAUUACUACAGUUCCUGAGUUCGCCAAGAUCCUCGACCUCUACCAGCAGCGGGGCUACAGCGAGGUCGACACCGCUCGCGUCUACGUUGGCGGCCAGCAGGAGGCCUUCACCCGCGAGGCCGGCUGGAAGGAGAGGGGCCUCACCCUGGCCACAAAGGUCAAGUAUCCCAACGCUCCCGGCGAGAACACUGCCGACAAGGUCACCGCCAGUGUCGAGACCAGCCUGAAAGAGCUAGGCACCGACUGUGUCGACCUGCUGUACCUACACGCAGCCGACCGCGCCACACCCUUCGCCGAGACCCUGGAGGCCCUCGACAAGCUCCACAAGCAGGGCAAGUUCGUGCGCCUGGGCAUCUCCAACUUCACCGCCUUUGAGGUCGCCGAGAUAUGUCUGACGGCAAAGUACAAUAACUGGGUGCGCCCCACGGUCUACCAGGGGAUGUACAACGCCAUCACCCGCUCCAUCGAGACCGAGCUGAUCCAGGCCUGCCGCCGCUACGGCCUGGACAUUGUCGUCUACAACCCCAUCGCCGGCGGGCUCUUCUCGGGCAAGAUCAAGAGCAAGGACUUCACCCCGGCCGAGGGCCGCUUCAGCGACACCGCCAACAGCGGCAAGAUGUACCGCGGCCGCUACUUCAGGGACUCGACCUUUGACGCCCUGCAGCUCAUCGAGAAGGCCGUCGAGAAGCACAACCUGACCCUCAUCGAGACCGCCCUGCGCUGGGUUGUCCACCACUCCCAGCUGAAGAUCAAGGACGGCAACGACGGCAUCAUCAUCGGCAUCUCCAACAUCGACCAGCUGGCCAACAACCUCGACAAUAUCGAGAAGGGGCCCCUACCGGAGGAAGUGGUCAAGAGCCUCGACGAGGCCUGGAAGAUCUCAAAGGUUGAUACCGUACCGUACUGGCACGGCGAGGUCAAGUAUCACUACGAUCCCAAGCAGGUCCUGUUCGCCCCGGGGGCCAAAUAA
Messenger RNA from Diaporthe amygdali, 1053 nucleotides. RefSeq lists its product as uncharacterized. The coding region runs from base 1 to 1053 and encodes 350 amino acids. The record is from RefSeq and is a predicted model, not a curated record. The transcript has 2 exons. Gene Ontology annotation, molecular function: oxidoreductase activity. Lineage: Eukaryota; Fungi; Ascomycota; Sordariomycetes; Diaporthales; Diaporthaceae.